This is a messenger RNA of Ixodes scapularis (black-legged tick), 1755 nucleotides long. RefSeq lists its product as uncharacterized. Bases 11 to 640 code for a protein of 209 amino acids. NCBI's taxonomy places the organism in Eukaryota, Metazoa, Arthropoda, Arachnida, Ixodida, Ixodidae. The transcript has a single exon. The record is from RefSeq and is a predicted model, not a curated record.
GAUCAGCUAUAUGUAUGUCCAUCUUGCACAGCUCGAUCUGUGGUUGUCCAGAGCAGAAGUGGAUGAUGCCAUGCCUCCAGCCUUCAAGGAGCGGUACUCAUCCACCCGUGUCAUCCUUGAUGCUACAGAGGUCCAGUGUGAGGCUUCAAGCUCGGUCGUGCUCCAGUCGUCGACAUUCUCAAGCUACAAGUCAACAAAUACCUUUAAAGGGCUCAUUGGGAUUUCUCCAGACGGAACGGUAACCUUCGUCUCCCAACUAUUUACGGGGUCUAUCUCCGACAAGGAAUGCGUGGAGAAAAGUGGCUUUCUCAAGCUUGCUUUCGACGAUGGAGAUUCCAUCAUGGCAGACAAGGGUUUCAAGAUUGAAGACGACCUAAAGAAAAUCAAUGUGAGGCUGAACAUCCCUCCUUUCCUUCGGAAAGGACACUUCACGAGUGAGGAAGUAAAGGAGACCGAAGCGAUAUCUUCACUACGCAUCCACGUAGAGCGCCGUAUUCAACGGAUCAAGAACUUUCACAUCUGUGACAGGCCAAUUUCUAUUUCAAUCGCUCCAGUAGCCAGCGAGAUGUGGACAGUUUGCGCCAUUCUCAGCAAUUUCCAGAGUCCCCUCAUCAAAAGCUGCAGCAACGAGUCUAUUUAGGGUAAAAAAAAAAUAAUGAAUUCGAGACAGAGUAGGUGAAGCAGUUUAAUAAAUGUUUCGCUCCUCAUGCGGAAGGAAUAACCAGUAAUAGAAGGAGCAGGAAGCUCAUUAUCUUCUGCAUUACAGUGAUGUCUUGUUAUGCAAGUGAUUAUUUGGUCACUCAGAGAUGACUACUGUUAGAAAUAAACGAAAUUCUUAUAAAACAUGUAUAAAUCAUUUCAUCAGGGCACAAGGUAGACUCAUUACAUGUUAUCACUUUAUUUACGGAAGCCAUUCUUUAAUGGUUGGAGACUGCAUAUUUUUAGGAUAUGAAAGAGAUCCGCAUGCCUACAUUUCCACAAGCAAGUUAAUAAUCUGUUGCAAUAUUUAAAAAAAUAGUUCUGUAACCUAAUUCCUACCUAAAUUAAAACACUGAAUGAAAAGCAUGUGUCACAAGACUACUGACAAUAUACAGAAAAAGUCAGACAAGAAAUGCCUCUUGUGCUACCAUGCGCAACAGUUGCUCAGCAAGCUCCCAUAAACAAGUAGGUGCUGCAGGCGUCAUAUAAUGAUAUCAUACAAUAUUAUUAGGAGAUCAUGGUAUACAGCAGGGAAAAGAUUGGAACACUAACGUGUUCUAUACCACCAUCUCGUAAGUUGAGUGCAUUGCUAUCAAAUGCAUGGGCACAAAGAGUGGUUCUAUACAGUACUUGCCAUUAGAAAGCGAUGUUCUUUGCAAGUUUGUGCAAAUAAAGUGCUGAAGAGAGAUGUUCUUGUACGUGUCUAUUUGAGUGUAGUGCGCACAGCUUCUGAGAUGGGAGUAUAAAGGAUAUUCUAAAAUAAUGAAAAAAUGUAAGUGUCUACAUAUCAGUGUCGCAUAGUAAAACCACAAAGAAUGCCAGUAGAAUGAUACUGUUCACCGUGUGCCUUCAAAAACCAAUGGCGUGCAAAAUGUAGUUGUGAGAUUUGUACGGCGUAGCGUUCGGGACCAAGUCUUGCAAAAGGCAAAGAAACAUAGGCUCACGAGUGCUGACCUUGGUUUUCAUGGUACUGAGCCUAUCUUUGUGAAUGAGCAUUUGUGUCUCGAAAAUAAGAUCUUACUGAGCAAAACGAUUCGUUGCAAAAAAGAAAAAGGA